CCUAUAUCUUCACAUCUAUGAUUAGAAACACUUUUGUCUGUGAGAAGUAACGGAUGAAUCACAGAAUCAGUUUUCAACUCCCCCGCAGUCUCUAAAAUAGUUAACUACAAUCCAUUGACUCCAUCUUCUCUCUGCCUCUCCCCCCUCUUGCCUCACUCAUGUUUCGUCACAUUUUGUCGUACGAAUGUAGGAUAUUACAGGGAGAUAGAGAGAUGCAGCAGAUAGAUGGAUGAUGUGAGAGGAGGUUUAAAAGCAUUCCGUUUCACUCAGCUCUUUGCACAGAGCCACCCCUCCUCCAGCAGGGCUCUCUGAUUGGUGGGCUGCAAAAUUCCAGUUCUGACUUCAUGCAAGCCCCCUCCCCUCCCCUCCCCAGCCAGGUCUCCUUCGUGAAUGGGCUGAGAAACAAGCAGAAGCUGAGGAGAUACUGAGAGUGUUUCAUGAGAGUCAGCUCAAAGAGUGGAAAGAGCACCUUACUUUACACAGAAACAGAAGAAAGUAACCUUUCCUGUGUGAGUUUCAGCUGUGCAUGACAGCAAAGCAAACAGCUGCCAGCAGAAGGCUGAAGGAAUUCAUGGGAUUGUCCACUUUCUUUUAAGCUUCUGUUUCUCCAUCUGCUACCUCUGUUCUGGCUUAAAGAUUUGAAAAAACAAAAGGUGGAAUUAUUAUUCUAUUUGUUGGUGUUCUUACAUUCAAUAUAUAACAGUGCGGUGUGCUCAAGGCACCUCCCUCCCUCUUGAAGGAUUGUUUUGUUGUUCUCCUGCGGCGGGACCGUACAAAGCCGCCAAGACGCCGCGCGCCGUGCUCCGCGUGAAAAAUGCGCCGGCUAGAUUGGCAAAGCCGGCGCCAAACCCGGCACCAACGCCGGGCUUGUACAUGGAGCGCUCCCAGAGCCGGAUCAGUCUGUCGGCAUCCUUCGAAGCCCUCGCCAUCUACUUCCCCUGCAUGAACUCCUUCGAUGAGGACGACGUGGAUGCGGACGGCCGCAAGCUCCGAGGUGGUAUUCAGCGCAGCACAGAGACGGGACUCGCUGUGGAGAUGCCAAGCCGGACAGUCCGACAAGCGAGCCACGAGUCCAUCGAGGAAAGCAUGAACAGCUAUGGAUCAGAGGGAAAACUCGGAGUGUUUGGAGUAAACGGCUAUGGGAAUCUAGCCCAAGAACUCCCUAAAGGUCUCCAGGAGAGUGUGGAGUUUGAAGGUCAAGGCCUGAAUUACAGUGGGGUUUGCCUUGCGUCCGACACUCAGUUGAGUGACUUCCUGGAUGGAAUGGGCCCGGCACAGUUUGUUGGACGCCAGACAUUGGCUACGCCAUCAAUGGGGGACGUUGAAAUUGGAUUGAUGGAGAGAAAUGGCCAGCUGGAGGUGGAGAUUAUUCAGGCACGAGGUCUGACCCCCAAACCGGGCUCCAAAACAACACCAGCUGCAUAUAUUAAGGCAUACCUGCUGGAAAACGGUAUCUGUGUUGCAAAAAAGAAGACAAAGUGUGCUCGCAAAUCACGAGACCCCAUUUACAACCAGGUUCUCGUAUUCUCCGAAAGUCCUCAAGGGAAAGUCUUACAGGUGAUCGUCUGGGGGAACUACAGCCGCAUGGAACGCAAGUGUUUCCUGGGCGUGGUGCGUGUGCUGCUGGAGGAGCUGGAUUUGUCCAGCAUGCUCAUUGGCUGGUACAAGCUCUUCCCCACCUCCUCCAUGGUGGACCCCACCAUGGCGCCGCUAAUCCGGCACUCCUCGCAGCUCUCGCUCGAGAGCACUGUCGGCCCUUGCUGUGACAGGUCAUAACGGCGCAAGAGAAGCAGAACACUGCUUUUUAUAUGUGUUUCUAUCUUUCCGUGCUGGAGGCCCUGUUCCUUAGCACGCUGCAUGCUUGAUCAGAUUCUCCAGGACCCCAUUGCAAUGGGGGACAGCGCCACCUUCGGAGUAUGAAGGGAAGACAAAGACUAAUGGCCCCGGACUCUAAAACAAAGUAACUCAUACCGCCUCUCUGCAGUAGGGUGGUAACAGAGUCACGCGAUUUUAAUCUCCAGGUUCACUUUGCAGAGCUGAGCAUCUGAGUUGUUACCUCACAGCGCAGAUGCUGUUAAUGGGAGGGUUCAUAUCUGGAAAGUGGACAAUUCUUGUUAAUAAACGGGCGAAGAUGAAGAGUCUAUUAGAAGUUGAAAGGUAUAAUAUCAGGAAAUGUAUUUAAAUAGGAAAAAUAAGGUCACUAUUGUUUUGUUCUUAAUUAAUAUUUAUAAACGCGCCGCAAUGUUUAAAAUGUUAGAUACUGUACAUGUUUAUUGCAGUGCUUCAUCCAAAGCUUGGAAGAGCUUUCAAGAAAUCUUGUGCUUGUAAAGCCUGGCUAGUUCUUGAAGACUUGUACGGUACAACAGCAGCUUUCACUGCAUUGGAAUACCUGCCAAAUUACCAGUAAGUGUCAUUAACCUGUGACUGUUGCUGUUUCUGAGUGAAUGGAGGAGACUUCUUGAACUGACCACGAAGAAUACAAUAGAAAAAAGAAGGCAUAACCUUUUCUAGCGGUAGGAUCAAAACAAGAAAACAAUAAAUGGUGUUUCUUUGCAUCAGAACACUUAAUAUUUACACAGUGCUGAACACACAGUACCCUGCACAGUAAUAGCACAGGAGCACCUUUCUAUUAGAGACUAGCGUGCUGUCAGUGCAUUGCUGCUGUGUACUGUGCAACUGCAGAAUCCUGCAGUUUCACAUUUGCAUUUUAUUGUAUUUGCAUUUCUUUGUUUUAUCCUCAAUAAUAAGCCAGACAGCAAUUCAUUCUAACAACGAAAGCAAAGGUGACAGAGAAAGCAUGUGGCUACUUUUAUUGGACUAAUGAAAGGCGUAUUAAUAUUGAUUAAGGGUUAGGGUAAAUGAAUGUUAAAAACAAAGGGGCUGUCACUUGGGCACUUUGCAGCCUGGAAUGUUUUAAUUACCUGCACGUCUGCACUGAGCCAGGGUCUCUUCUUUCCACUCUCAGAUGGAAUGAGCAAUGCAGGCUUUGAGGUGCGGAUCUUGGUUAGGUAUGCACGAUUGUAGCACUAGUGUACAGCAUGAUAUAUUAUAUUGUAGUUUGAUGAGAAGUGCACAUGAAAUGCAUGACAGAGGUAGUUGUUUUUGGGGUGUGGGGAGAAUGGGGGUGUAACAUCAUUGGCAAUGCUGGAUCAACCGUUCACUUUUACAGAGUGAUCGGUGAGCAGCAGACCAGAAAGGUUUCUAAAACAAAACUAUCAGAUUGAAUGUGAGAAUGACUUUCAGAAAGUGGAGAGAAACCAAUGCAGUGUGCAUUACUGUGAACCACAAACUGAUAAAGACUACGAGAAGUGAUGCAUUAUAUAAUAAAGUAUAGGGAUCAUGGUUUCACAUAGUUUAAAAACACGCAGACACUCUUACAGUGGACAUGUACUCUGUGCUUGCACGCACACACACACACAUUCUUACAGUGGACAUGUACUCUCUUGCACG
Molecule: messenger RNA, 3450 nt
Organism: Polyodon spathula (Mississippi paddlefish)
Lineage: Eukaryota; Metazoa; Chordata; Actinopteri; Acipenseriformes; Polyodontidae
Product: regulating synaptic membrane exocytosis protein 4-like
Exons: 7
Coding region: 874-1776 (300 amino acids)
Biological process (GO): regulation of membrane potential; regulation of synaptic plasticity; calcium ion-regulated exocytosis of neurotransmitter
Cellular component (GO): presynaptic membrane; cytoskeleton of presynaptic active zone
Molecular function (GO): transmembrane transporter binding; small GTPase binding
Source: RefSeq, a predicted model, not a curated record